AAUCAUAUGAUUGAAUUUUCAUAAGUGUUGACAAUAGAUAUGUAGUUUUCCGGAAUUCCGAUUGAAACAACCCCCGUCGGGGGUGUAGCUCCUUCCGUUAACCACCGAGGCUGUUCGAUAACUGUACCAGGAUUAGCUCUACACAGUUUAAUGGUAUUUUAAAAUGUGGAGAACUAUAAAAAGGAUUUCUUGUUGUGUCGUUAGAUACAAGAGACCUCGUACGGUUUUGGUUUGAGCUUAAGUGCGGAUAAGAUGAAAGAAAAUUUGUGAAAUUUAACGAUGUCGUUGUUAUUCCUAAUUUGUAACUUCCACGACCUCGCGUUCCUCAUAGCGGGGUUGACUUUAUUGAGUAUUCUUGUCAAAGCGUAUAUUGAAAUUUCAGGAGCGGGAAGGCAAUCGUCCAUAAACGGGUCCAAUUCUAGAAGUGUCAGCAGUCCUACGAGUCCUACCAACAGUUCACGGAGUCGUAUAGAAAGUGGGAAAAUGUCCACAGACGAAUCUUCAAACGUAAAGAAAAGGUUUAAAAGUAAAUCAAAGAAAUCCUCGUAUGACAGAAGCUACAGUACUAGCAGUGAAGGCACCAAGGAUAAAAAGAGGAAAGAAUCUACGAGAGGUAAGUCAAUUAGUCCACAAUCCGAAACAUAUUCAUCAGAAGCCGAUGGAGGUGAUAAUAAUGAAACUUCUGUCAACUCAUCGAGCGUCUGGGAGAAAAGAGGUCGAUCUAGGACACCUCGUAAAUUAACCAUUACGAACAAUAGCGAUGAGAAUUGUGACAUUUCAUCUAUAACAACUGGCAAAAAACCAUCAGCAGAUAGGAAAUCUAUAACGACGGCAGAGCUUACGUCUGAUGGGUGUAAUGCUGGAGACAACCACGAAAUUAAACGAGAGUUUAGCAUACAUAAGUCCAGGUCUGCUUCUUUGAAUGUUAAAAAAGCGAGUGAAGUUAAUAAACCGACUCUGACAGAAACAACAUACAACAUUUUGCGAGAUGUAAGCCCGAAAUUCGUCUAUAAGGAAAAGGUUCAGAGACAGAAUACAAUUCAACCACCUGUACAUAAAGGAGUACCUGAGCCUCUUAUCACUAGUAAUAUAAUUGUCGAAGUGGGUAAUGACACAAGUUCCCAAAGAUUGAUAUGGGAGCACGAACCCCAGCCGAAGUCUACGUGUAACAAAGGGACUAUAAAAAUUGAUUUCGAAAAUAACGGCAGGAUACCUGAUUACAAACUGUCAAAAGGUAAAAGCAGGAAACCCAAAGCUUUUGCGAGUUCACGGCCGUUUGGAGGACUUAGUUCGGAGCCGGCACCGAGUGAAAUCGAAGUGGGAAAGAAUGCUUGCAGUAGCAAAAGGGUGCGUUCGAAGUCCGGUAGUAAAAAAAGGAAGGUUCGUUCGACAUCGCCACCGAAAAAAGCAGUUGGGGCUAAGAACGUGAAGCCUCCAGCAGGGGUUAAUACGACGACUCUCGUAAAGAAAGUCGUCACUUCCAAAAAACCCGACACUCACUUAGACAACACCCAGCCUGCUUUAAAAUCAUUAAUAAAUGCAACCAAGGGAGUCAAUCCCAGUGCACAAAUCAACACAAAUACCCCCUACACAGAAAGCGAUGCUAGAAACAAAUUAGGGCCAUGCGGAACCCUGAAUGAUUACGAUGGAAUCAACAAAGCUAACCCACGUGCGGGAGUCGGCAUGAAUAUCUUCGCCGAAAAGGAUGCUGGAAAGAAAACCGGGUUUUCCGAAGGAAAUCGUCCUGCGACUUACAUGAAACGCGACAAUACAUUGCUCUCGGGAGGUCUUCGGUCAAAUCCACUUCAAAAUGAUUACGGGGCAGUCAAGAAAACUAACCCAGCACGAGGAGGUGCAGGAGUCACCAGCACGAAUAUCUGCGGUGAUAACGGUGCUGGAAUGAAAAUCGAGCCUGACGGAGGAAUUUGUACCACAACUGCUUACUCAAAACGCGAUGAUACUGGGCCCCGUGGAGAAGUCCGUUCAAAACCAAUCCACAACGAAUAUGGUACAGGCAAGAAAGCCAACCCAUGUGGAGGAGUCGGCACGACUAUCUCUGGCGAACAGGACGCUGGAAAGAAAAUCGGGCCUUGCGCAGGAAUUCGUACCACGACUGCUUAUACAAAACGCGAUGAUACAGGGCCCUGUGGAGAGGUCCGUUCAAAUCCACUCUACAACGAAUAUGGCACUGGCAGAAAAGCCAACCCAUGUGGAGGAGUCGGCACGACUAUCUGCGGCGAAAAGGAUUCUCGAAAGAUAAACUGGCCUUGUGGUGGAAAUCUUCCGUCGACGACUUACGUGAAAAACGAGGGUGCGUUCCCCUGUGGAACAGCUCGUGCAAAUUCACUCCUACGUGGAUACGACAUUACCACGAAAGCCAACCCCUGUGCUGGAAUCAACAAGAAAUCUUUGUAACGUGAAAAGAGAAUCAUUGUUGAAGUAACGGAAUAUAAUUAGGUCAAAAUAGUAAAUGCUUAAACAAGAUGAUCUACAUCUAUAGAUGAAAGAUUUUCGGUGGCGGUAGUCACAUCAGGAAUAAAAAAGCAGGUAUAUUCUAAGGCACUCGAUUUGAAAAGUUCCCAAUCCCUAAAAAGGGUGUGGUUUUUUACUCUAAACCAAAUAAUCUUUUAUUCAUGAUGAAGCUUUUGCUUCACCUUGAUGUUGACAAUUUGCAUGGUUUUCAAAGCUCGAGUGAAAUAUAGCAAUAAUCCUUGCCCAAAACAGAUGGUUACAUUUACUUCACAAAAUGGCAAAUUGUUGUUAUGACUUCCACGAAUUUCUCUUAUUCUGUAUAGCUAUAGUUCUUGCCGGGUUAAUCGUCUACUAUUACAAGAACUAUGCGAGGAACACUGCGCUCGCUAAUUAAUGUUUUAAACUGGACGGGCUCGUGUUCGGACUAAUUGAUCCAUGCGACGUCUAUCCUCUCAUGAUAGCUUUUAUGGUCGCACUCGGCAUGUACGCUAUUCUGACCCUCGCUGACGGCUUCUGCAACAGGACGACGGGAGCUUAAGACAAGGAGCUCGUCGGCACGGAUUGGGUUUUCUAUGGGAAUAAUCAAGUGAUCUGUAUCCUUUUUCCAUCUGACAAUUUGGUGAUCGAUGAACUCAGUGAGCUGCGUUCUGAGUGCGAGGUCCGAACUCACAAUGAAACUAUCCCUGCACUGCCUGUACAGUUCGGAAAACAGCAUACCUAUGGAUACGAGGGCAAUAGAUUACACAUAUCAACAUUACAACACUACAUACAUUCACACAAAUAAACCCUGUGAAAAAUCCUA
Molecule: messenger RNA, 3274 nt
Organism: Cimex lectularius (bed bug)
Lineage: Eukaryota; Metazoa; Arthropoda; Insecta; Hemiptera; Cimicidae
Exons: 3
Coding region: 280-2415 (711 amino acids)
Source: RefSeq, a predicted model, not a curated record